GGAGCCUGAGGAGGAGGCCAGAACUGGGCAAGAACUGACCUAGGACUGAGCGAAGAGCUGAGGGGCUGACUGGUUGGCGGCCAUCGCCUAUAACAGCAACCGCAGCGGAGUCCUGUGAGGCGGGUCGCCUGACUAGGCCGCAGUAGCCAUGGCGGUAGCCUUCGGGGACCACGAAAGUGGGUUCCGCCACAACGAGGUGAUCAGGUUCAUCAACAAUGAGAUCCUCAGUAACGGCGGUGGCCCAGACUUUUACCUGGCCUUCCGCUCGCGGCCCUGGAACGAGGUGGAGGACCGGCUCCAGGCCGUCCUGUCAGACCCUCAGGUGCCCGGCCACAUCAAGAGGGCUUGCACCUGGAGCGCGCUGGCUCUGAGUGUGCGUGUGGCCGCGAGGCAGCGGGAGCAGCAGAUGCGCCGACUUCGGAGGCUGCAGGAUCAGCUGCAGGAGCGCGAGGGGGCCUCCUGGGCCCUGGCUUCGGAGCUGCAGCGGCUGCGUGAGGCGCGCGAGGAGGCUGACUCGCAGCUGCGUUUCACACAGGCGGCCCUGCAACAGGCCCUGAGCGAACGCGACGUGCUGCGCGGGAGGCUGUUCCAGGUGGAGAGAUCGGUCCAGAUCAACCCGCUACCCCAGGAGGUCGCGUCUGGGAAUCAAGCUGGGCAGAAUGGGGCCGCAGCGUGGCCCCUGAAUGCGGAGGAUCAGGGCACAAUGGUGGGCACAGGGGCACAAAGCAUGCCGUGUUCACAGGCACCAAUGACAGCCCCUGCAUCUCUGAUUUAUGUGCCAGGCCCACCGAGUCCCUGGGGCCAGGCCACACAACCCCAUCUGCCAAUGCCAGUGCCACACCCAUUCCCAUUCCACGCUCCAUUCCCAAUGGGAUUCCCGUACUCGGCACCUGUACCACCAGCAGUAGCCAUGGAAGCAGCUGCAGCAGCCCCACCUCAGAUGCCUCCUGGAGGGAUACACCCAGCUGGUAUGUGGGCUCCAGUGGGGUCGCAGGAGACGGCCCCGCUGUGGGACCAGAGGAGCUAUGGCCAGGAGCAACAUUCUGGGAACCCCCAGGGGACAUUUUCCCUGGGGGACAGCGAGGAAGAAGGUCCAGUGACGGCCCAGGUAAUGGCCCCACUGGGAGACAGCAAGAGCCCCAGCCUGGAAGAUGGUCCAGAGAAGCCUCAGGGGACAGCCCCCCUGGGGGAUAGCAAGAGCUACAGCCAGGAUGAAGGUCCAGUGAAGCCCGAAGGGAAGGCCCCCCUGGGAGACAGCAAGAGCCCCAGCCUGGAAGAUGAUCCAGAGAAGCCUCAGGGGACAGCCCCCCUGGGGGAUAGCAAGAGCUACAGCCAGGAUGAAGGUCCAGUGAAGCCCGAAGGGAAGGCCCCCCUGGGAGACAGCAAGAGCCCCAGCCUGGAAGAUGAUCCAGAGAAGCCUCAGGGGACAGCCCCCCUGGAGGAUAGCAAGAGCUACAACCAGGAUGAAGGUCCAGUGAAGCCCGAAGGGAAGGCCCCCCUGGGAGACAGCCCGACCCGCAGACAGGAAGAUGGUCCAGAGAAGCCUCAGGAGACAGCCCCCCUGGAAGAUAGCAAGAGCCUCAUGCAGGAAGAAGGUCCAGAGAAGCCUCAGGAGAUGACACCCCCGGGGGACAGCAAGAGCCCCAACCAGGUGAAAGGUCCGGAGAAGCCUCAGGGGAUGGCCACCCUGGGAGACAGCAAGAGCCACAGCCAGGAAGAUGGUUCAGAGAAGCCUCAGGGGACAGCCUCCCUAGGGGACAGCAAGAGCUACAGCCAAGAGGAAGGUCCAGAGAAGCCUCAGAAGAUGACACUCCUGGAGGACAGCAAAAGCCACAGCCAGGAAGAAGGUCUAGAGAAGCCUCAGGGUAUGGACCCCCUGGGGGACAGCAAGAGCCACAGCCAGGAGGAAGGUCCAGAGAAGCCUCAGGGUAUGGACCCCCUGGGGGACAGCAGGAGCCACAGCCAGAAGGAUGGUUCGGAGAAGCCUCUGGGGAUGGACUCUCUGGGGGACAGCAUGGGCCUCCACCUGGUGGAAGGUACAGAGAAGCCUCAGGGUAUGGACCCCCUGGGGGACAACAAGAGCUAUGGUGUGAAAGAAGGCCCAAAGAAACAGCAGCCUCAGGGGCAAAAGACCAAGCAACGAAAAGGAAAAAAAGCCUUGGAAUCGCAGCACGAGGAGAAGCCUGGCCCCAGAGGUAGUCCAGCGAAUUGGGAUUGUCCGUGGUGUAGAGCAAUGAAUUUUUCAUGGCGCACAGCCUGCUAUAAAUGCAAGAGAGUCUAUGUGCCAGGUGAGAGUGGAGGCCUUGACCCAGGACAAGCUCCUCACUGAUUUCAGAAAGGUAAGUAUGAAUGGAAACACGCUCCAAAGAGAAAUCAAUUUCCUGAGGCUCCUUUCUGAUUAAAAAAAAAAAAAAUUACUUAACAGAAAAUUUGAUAACCAAAAUUGUCAUGUAGAAAAUUAAGUAAGAUAAUCCAUUAUCCUGUUACCCAAAUUAGCCACUUUUUAUCAUUUUGGGCACCAGAAACCCAGUGCCGUCGAGUCGAUUCCAACUCAUAGCGACCCUACAGGACAGAGUAGAACUGCCCCAUAGAGUUUCCAAGGAGCGCC
This is a messenger RNA of Loxodonta africana (African savanna elephant), 2608 nucleotides long. Its product is annotated as testis-expressed protein 13D. Gene Ontology annotation, molecular function: mRNA binding. Bases 149 to 2329 code for a protein of 726 amino acids. The record is from RefSeq and is a predicted model, not a curated record. Lineage: Eukaryota; Metazoa; Chordata; Mammalia; Proboscidea; Elephantidae. The transcript has a single exon.